This is a messenger RNA of Priapulus caudatus, 719 nucleotides long. RefSeq names its product coiled-coil domain-containing protein 28B-like. Lineage: Eukaryota; Metazoa; Priapulida; Priapulimorpha; Priapulimorphida; Priapulidae. The record is from RefSeq and is a predicted model, not a curated record. Bases 1 to 651 code for a protein of 216 amino acids. The transcript is spliced from 7 exons.
AUGGGUCUUACGCAGAUACCAGUGGAUAUCAUAUCAUUUCCCUUCGUCCAAAGAUAUGGUCGAAAGUCGUCCAUUAUCAUUUCCGACGUACUAGGCGGUGUUCUUCUCUUUGUAUCCGCAUUUCUACCAAGAACCACGACGCGUCGCGGCGGAGACAAGGCGGCGGCGGCGGCGGCUCGUCACGCGGAGGAGGAGAGGACUUGUAAGGAGCAUUCGUUUCUGACAGACGUGUCGGACGUACGUAAGAUGGAGCAAGGCUUGCUCUCUCUACUCAACGAUUUCCACUCCGGCAGGAUGCAGGCAUUCGGUGAGGAUUGUUCGUUUGAGAAGAUGGAUCAGGUGAGAGAGCAGCAGGAGCGACUCGCUAAGCUUCACUUCGACCUUGACACCGAACUCGAGACACUGGGGAUGGAAACGCCGAAGGCUCGAUCGGUCGCCAACGAGAAUCUGACGAAACUCGUCACGGAUUUACAGGAACUGAGUCAUUCCAUACAGGGCUUGCACUCUAAGGAGCCGGUGACGGCAGCGGCGGCGGCGGCGGCAGCGGUGACGAUACAACAUCAUCCGCAGGACGAAGCGAGGAGCGAGCGGAAGCACCAUCGUCAUCAUCACGGUCAUCGCAGCAGCCACAGGACGAAGGAAGCCAAAUAGAGAUGCGGAGGGAGACAGAGAGAGAGAGAGAGAGAGAGAGAGAGAGAGAGAGAGAGAGAGAGAGAGAG